AUGACUCCGCUACUCGACACAGAUGUGGAUCUAUCAAGAAUCACAGAAUCUAUUUUCGUAUCAAUAGAUCCACAAUACCAUCCACAAUUACAAACAAUGCUUCUUUGGCUAAACCCAAACGAAACAACCACUCAGUCUGCUACCACCAUGACCAUUGAUUUGAAAAAUUGUAUCAAUAUCAUAGUAUCUACCUACGGUAAAGACGAUCAAAUAAGAUUAUUAUUCAAGAAAUAUUACUCAUUCGUUAUAAAGCUACAUUUCAUGAAAGAUAAUCGUCCUAAGAACAUGACGAGUAUAAGGGAGUUUCACAAGUUAGAGAAUUUAUAUCUGACACCUUUGAGGUUCACUUAUGAUUUGAUUGAUACAAAUGAAAUGCAAUCACUUAUUAAUAUAUUUAAACGAUAUUUAAUUAAUAAUAAUUUCACAUUUAGGAAGAAUGUAUUACAUUCCAUGGAAACAUUGUUUUUAACUGAGGAUCAAUUUGAAUUCCAAUAUAAUAUGAAUAGUCUGAAUGAGAUUGUUAUAUGGUUGAAUGAUGCAAAUGGGAAUGUUUCGCCCAUUGAUUUAUUAUUGGAUUUAUUGUUACGAAAAAUUGAAAAAUUUUGUCAGAGAGAAAUGGCUGGUCUUUGGAAUGGUAGGUUUAUUAUAAUGGAAAAAUUUAAUUUGUUUAUUAAUCAAUAUUGGAAAUUAAUAAGUAAAUUGUUUCAUCAUCAACAAUUUGAUUAUGGUGAUGUGGAAAAUGAUCAUGCAUUGACUAAUUUAAUUUAUUAUUUUUUCACACAACAAUUUAUUAAGAUUAGAAUUAAUGAAAGUUUGAAAAUUAUGGUUUCAAAUUUCCCAAUUUCAACACCAACUAUUAUUGAAUUGAAAAAUGUGUUAAUUACUUCAUCAAUGCCUCGUGAGAAUGUAUCUACCACGGCAACAACGACCUUUCGAGAUACGAAUCUAAGUGAAGAAUAUUUAAAACUUUUCGUUAAGAAAUUUUUAAAGGAUUUCCAAAGAAAGUUCUUGAAUCCAUGUAUCCCAACUAUACCGUUAAUUAGAGCAUUAGUGAAGAUGACAAAUAGUUUCCUCAUAUUAGAUCCCAGGGGACAAUUAUUAACGACAAUAAUAUUGACGUUGAAACCAUUAAUACAACGACGUACGACAGAUAUUGUUAAUAUCUUAUUAUAUGCUAUGCUUAAUUUGAAUGAAAUGGAAUUACAUAAAUUGGGUUGUAAUAUAGAUUUUGACAUUGAAUCAUUCAAUAUACUUGUAUCUGAAUUAUACCCUACAAUCAUCAAAUCAAUGAAUCAAAAUCAGAAUAAUCCAUCCGUAGUUCCAUAUACAACGGCAGGUACAGGUACCACUUGCAGUAAUGAAAGAAUAACAAAUGAUGAUAUCCCAUAUCAAAAUGUCAAAGAUAUGGCAAACGCUAAUACAAUGGAAUAUCUCGCUCGAAGGAAACCAGAAACAAAGCCAUUUUUUGAUUUAUUUAAACAAUAUUUAGAAUGGGUUCCACCAAUGAACAAAAUAUACGAUUCCACCUCUAAGAAUACAGUUGUUGAUGAUGAGGAGACAAGUCGCAUACGUAGUCGUCAUGCUAUAGAUUAUCUUUUCCGGUUUUUCGAUUCAAUUGAUUUAUUACUUUCAGAAUAUUUAAAAUUAUUAACUGAAAAAUUCAUUCAUUCGAAAAAUUAUUAUACAUUGGAUAAUAAUUGGUUGUGGUGUUUGAAUUUAUUAAAGGAAAAAUCUAAUAGUUCAAAUGUACCUGAUGAAAAUGUCAAAUCUACUAUAAAUACUAUUGAUAUUAUGUUGAAUGAUAUGAAGAGAAGUGCGUCGUAUGGUAAAGAUAAGAAACAUACGAAGGAAAAUAAUAUGGUACAAGGAGAUAUUGGGUUUUAUCCAAAGGAAGUUUCUAAAUUGUAUUGGAAGAUUAAUAGUACGAAUAUUGCAAAAUGGAGAAUGAACAUGAAGGGUGAUUUUUUCCAUCUUCUUAAGUAUUCUAAAACGGCAGAACCGAACCACACUAUGGACAUAAAAUUAAAUCGAUUUUUUAAUGAAUUGGGACGGAAAGGGAAAAAAAUGGAAUUAUAUAAGGAUAAAAGUUUAAUGGAAAUGAAAAUAUCAUUUGAUGAUGGUAGGGAAUUAUUUUUCGAUAAUAUUACUAUUGAACAAUAUGAUGUUUUAUCUUUAUUUACAGUAGAAAAAGGAGCAGCGUUCACUUUAGAGAAAGCAUACGAUUUUUUUUCAGGUUUGAAACGUGGUAAACAAAAACUUGAAGAAUGUAUACAAUUUUGGGUAGACAAAAAGGUGUUGUAUUUAGAUGAUGACGAUGGGUGUUAUAAAGUUUUGGAACGAUUGACGUUUUUAGAUGAAAUAAAACAACGAAAAAAAAUGCAAGAGGAAACUGUAAUAAAAUCCGAUGCAAGAAUGGGUAUUGACCAUGAUUAUGUUCAAGAAGCGGCUGAAGAUGAUGAUAUUGCGGGAUUUGAAACGCAUAAAGAUGUCAUUUCUAGAGCCAACGAUGAAAUCAAGAACAUAUUAGACAGAAUUUUCCCCUUUAUUAAUGGGAUGUUAGAGAAUCUAGGUAGUAUGAAAUUAGAGAAAAUCCAUUCCUUUUUGAAAAUGACAGUUCCACGGGAUUUUGAAUAUAAUAGAAUUGCCAUUCACCAAUUAGAAAAUUAUUUAAAUGGACUAGUGGAAGAUGAAAAAUUAGAAACUACAACCGAUGGAGCAUUCAAGAAACCGAAAUAA
Molecule: messenger RNA, 2736 nt
Organism: Naumovozyma dairenensis CBS 421
Lineage: Eukaryota; Fungi; Ascomycota; Saccharomycetes; Saccharomycetales; Saccharomycetaceae
Gene: APC2
Product: anaphase promoting complex subunit 2
Exons: 1
Coding region: 1-2736 (911 amino acids)
Cellular component (GO): anaphase-promoting complex
Source: RefSeq, a predicted model, not a curated record